Vespa crabro (European hornet) is the source of this 2699-nucleotide messenger RNA. It is a transcript of the gene Rgk3, whose product is annotated as GTP-binding protein GEM. Gene Ontology annotation, molecular function: GTP binding; GTPase activity; calcium channel regulator activity. The record is from RefSeq and is a predicted model, not a curated record. Lineage: Eukaryota; Metazoa; Arthropoda; Insecta; Hymenoptera; Vespidae. The transcript is spliced from 7 exons. The coding region runs from base 1149 to 2441 and encodes 430 amino acids. Gene Ontology annotation, cellular component: plasma membrane.
UUCAGUAUUCCGCGCGUCGUCGUACGGUACAGAGGUUUUGUUUUUCUUUUCCUUCGGUGAUCUUUUUUUCCUCAUUGAAGCGCGACAAAACUUCGUUCUUGUCCGAGAAAGACAAGAGAUAUACUAAGUGAUAGACACGGGAUUGUGAGAAAAAGAAAACAAAAAUAAAUAAAUAAAGUAAAUAAAUUAAUUAAAGUGACAAAGGGAUAUUAAGGAGAAGAAAGGGUGAAGGGUUUAAAAAAGGAAUCAUAUAAUCAACACAAUCGAUAAACGUUGCUUUUGAAAAAAGGGUAUAGUCCUUUUUUUUUUUUUUUCUUUACGAAGAGGUUUUUUGGCAUCCUUGCAGAUAUCAUGAUAUUGAGGGGAGGAUUUCUAUGAGGGUAUAAAAAUCCGGCCAAUUUGUAAAAUCUUCAAAAAUCUGUAGAACGUACGAGUCCCAGUGGAGAGGAAGAAAAGUGAUAUAAAAAACAAAAGGAUGAUCUAUUAUCAAGAUUAUGAUAUAAACAAAAUUAUUUAUCAAGAAUGCGAUUAGAGAAAGAAAGAAGAAGAGAAAAAGAAGUAGAAGUAGAAGAGGAAGAGGAAGAAGAAGAAGAAGAAGAAGAAGAAGAAGAAGAAGAAGAAGAAGAAGAAGAAGAAGAAGAAGAAGAUAAUCGAGUUACGUUGGGAACGCGUGGAUCAUUGGAUCGUGCGGAAGUGCCUCUUGGGAGGGUAAAUAUCUCUUAUACGUUAUAAAGGACAACAACCGAGGGGAUAUAGAGCGCGAUUUGAAGUUGGGUAAACUUUUUUUACUGGAAAAUAUUUGCUUUGAGAUUUUAUAUAUAUAUAUAUAUAUAUAUAUAUAUAUAUAUAUAUAUAAAAGAAAAAAAAUAGAAGAAAAAAAAAGGUGCAAAUAUCCCGAACAAAUAUAUAUUUACGUCUUUUGUUCGACGCAAUGGUAAGUCCCAAGAAACGAAAGAUGCGAUAAAAAUCAAAGGAAGAUUAAAAAAGCGAAAGAGAGAAGAAGAAGAAGAAGAAGAAGAAGAAUAAAGUGUAAGAAAGAAAAACAAGAGAUCAAUCUAAGAAAGGAUUUCGAUACAAAAGCAAAAUAUAUAUAUAUAUAUAUAUAUAUAUAUAUAUAUAUUUAUAUUUAUAUAUAUUUGACCGACAAAAUGGCGGAAGAAACGUUUCGUCGUAAAACUCGAUCGGCCUCGAUUUGUGCCCCUGGUUUUUCGAGUAUGGAACAAAUGUUAGGUACCAUACCACCAUCGGGAGCAAAGGAAAGGGACAAAAGCGAUCGUGAAAGAGACAGUGGUAGCGGUACUCCUGAUAGUAAUACACCAACGAGAAGACGAAGACCAGCGACGAGAUCUCAAAGCGCAAGAGUUUCCGGAGCGAAUAAGAGCAUUCGACGCAGGGCGGUACAAACCGCCGAUCAUCAUCUUCAUCAUCACGAGGGUACUGUUAAAUCUCCCCAUUGCAGUAGCGAACCAAAAUUAACGAACGCCGAUGUCAGUCCAGCAUGUAGAAGAAGGGGUAGCAGAAGAGGUCAGAGUAUGCAUCAUGCUCAACAAAAGAAGAGCAAUGACUUUCUUGACGUUCCGGUAACGUCUAUGCAAUUAUCACCGAGAGAAGGAGAGGACGAGGAUAGUUAUAGACUUCGAAGCUUUAGUCUCACGAGAAAAGGUCUCGUUAACAGAGGAGACUCAUUCAAACGAAGAAGAUCACGAUCGAAUUCUUUGGCACCUGCGGAACAGGAAACGGAAGAAACGAAUUCCUUGCCACCGAAGGAGGUCAUAUCGUAUAACGUAGCCAUUUUGGGAGCAAGGAGAGUUGGAAAGACAGGCUUGAUUGGCCAAUUCAUGACGAGUGAAUGUAUCAAUGCUUAUGAUAGGCAAAGAGAUAUGCCGAGCGAACAAUCCGUUUUUGUGAAACUUGAUGGAGAGGAAAGCGAAUUGAUAUUUUUAAAUAUACCCAAUCCAAAGACGGAAUUAGAGAAGAUACCACCUCCGGAUGCUUUCGUAGUAAUGUAUUCGGUAAUCGACAAGGCAUCCUUUCAAAGGGCAGAACAAUAUUUAGCUUACCUACGUGAUCAGGACCUCGGUAAACCUGUCAUUCUCGUGGGCAAUAAGGUCGACCUAGCUCGUUCACGAGUCGUUCCAUAUUCAGACGGCAAGGAUAAGGCAUGUAGAUAUCGUGCGAAGUUCAUCGAGGUGUCGGUUGGUAUUAAACAUAACGUCGACGAAUUAUUGGUCGGUAUAUUGAAACAAAUACGGCUAAAAAUUGAUCAAGGCCAAUUGGAGAAUCAAAGUGGUGGUAAUACGGCGAGCGAGGGAGGCGGUCAUUGGUAUAAUAAGUCUGGAGUAGUUGUACGAGCUAGCAUGAAGGCUAAACAAAUGUUAAAUUCACUCUUCAGAAGAGAGGAUAGUAAAUUCAAGAACUGCGAAGAUCUUCACGUGUUGUAGAUCGGUAAAAAAAAAAGAAAAAAAAAAAAAAAAAGAAAAAAAAAGAAGGAUAGACUUUUCUCGGGAUCAGGGUGGGAGGGGGGAGAAAGGAAGUGAUGGGAAGAGAGGAACGACGAGGGGAGAUGGGAAAAUUGUCUCUCUUUCUCUUUCCCUCUCUCUCUCUCUCUCUCUCUUUCUCUCUCUCUUUCUCUCUCUCCCUCUCUCUUUCUCUGUCUCUUUCUCUUUCUCUCCCUCUUUCUCUCUCUCUCUCUCUCUCUC